GGCGGCUACGGCGCGGGCGGCCGCAGGGGAAGCGCGGGGCAGGGCUGGCCGGGCGGGGCCCGAGCUCCGGGCUGACGGCGUCCGCAAGGCGGAGGGCGCGGGGCGGCAGCGCGGCGGCGGCGGCGGGGAGCGGGCGCCAGGAGGGACGGCUGUCGGCGCCCGCGCCGCAGGGACUUUGACGUUCUCCGCGGCGGCUCCGGCUGCGCCGGGUGGGGGCCGCCCGAGUCCCCCGGCCGCGUCUCCGGCGAGUCCCAGCGGCCCCGCGCUCCGGCCGGCGGGCGCCCCGAGGGCAGGGCCGCGAGCGGAGGGCGGCGCUGCGGGCGGCGCGAUGGCGGGACGGCCCCCGCGACGUGACCGCUGAGGACGCCCCCGCCGCGCCCGGGCCCGGCCGCGCCGAGACAAAGGGGAGGCGCCCGCACGCGCGCUCGCGGGAGGCUCGCGGGACGGCCGGACGCGGCGCCGCCUCAUCCCGGGCCGGGCGCGCGGGGCCGAUGCUCUGAGCGGCCCGGACCCCGGGCCCGGACCCAGACCCCGACCCCCACCCCCCAGCGCCUACCCCGCGGCCGGCAGCACCAUGUGAAGGGCGGGCCGGCGCCCCGAGCGCGUGAAGAUGGGGGAUGCUGCGGACCCCCGGGACGGGAGGAGGACGUUCAUUGUUCCAGCCAUCAAGCCCUUCGACCACUAUGACUUCUCCAGGGCCAAAAUCGCCUGCAAUCUGGCCUGGCUGGUGGCCAAGGCCUUCGGGACAGAAAAUGUGCCAGAGGAGCUUCGAGAGCCAUUUUACACAGAUCAGUAUGACCAGGAACACAUCAAGCCGCCUGUUGUUAAUUUGCUUCUCUCGGCUGAACUGUACUGUCGCGCUGGGAGCCUCAUUCUCAAGAGCGACGCUGCCAAACCCCUUUUGGGCCAUGAUGCUGUCAUCCAGGCUUUAGCACAGAAAGGUCUUUAUGUCACUGACCAAGAAAAAUUGGUAACAGAGCGAGAUCUCCACAAGAAACCCAUACAGAUGAGCGCUCACCUGGCCAUGAUGGACACCCUCAUGAUGGCUUACACCGUGGAGAUGGUCAGUGUGGAGAAGGUGGCCGCGUGCGCUCAGCAGUACUCGGCUUUCUUCCAAGCCACAGACCUGCCCUAUGACAUUGAGGAUGCCGUCAUGUACUGGAUAAAUAAGGUAAAUGAACAUUUGAAAGACAUAAUGGAACAAACACAGAAAUUGAAAGACCACCACACAGUGGAAGCUUCAGGAGGCCAAAAGUCUCCUUCCAAAUGGUUUUGGAAAUUGGUUCCAGCUCGUUACAGGAAAGAGCAGACAUUGCUUAAGCAACUGCCUUGCAUUCCGUUGGUAGAAAAUUUGUUGAAAGACGGCUCGGAUGGCUGUGCGUUAGCUGCCCUUAUUCAUUUUUACUGUCCUGGUGUCGUCAGAUUAGAAGAUAUUUGCCUGAAAGAAACCAUGUCAUUGGCUGACAGCCUCUAUAAUCUGCAGCUGAUUCAAGAAUUUUGCCAAGAGUAUUUGAACCAGUGUUGCCAUUUCGCCCUGGAAGACAUGCUGUACGCCGCUUCCUCCAUAAAGAGUAACUACCUGGUGUUCAUGGCGGAGCUCUUCUGGUGGUUUGAGGUCGUGAAGCCCUCCUUCGUCCAGCCCCGCGAUGCUCGUCCGCAAGGAGCUGAACCUGUGGACGAUCUGCCCUCAGUUCCUGUCUUAACUGCUGCCCAGAGAAACGCCUUGGACAGCUCUGACUUCACCCCAAGUGGGGAAGGAGCUGCGCUUACACACUCUCGUCCUCAUUUGCCUUCUAGACACUCACGUCCCCAAGCUCAUCCUUCAGCCUCAGGAGGAAUAAGAAGGUCUUCCUCUAUGUCCUAUGUUGACGGCUUCAUAGGGACAUGGCCCAAGGAGAAAAGAUCAUCAGUGCAUGGCGUUUCAUUUGAUAUUUCUUUUGAUAAAGAAAGUAGUGUACAGAGAUCCACUCCAAACCAAGGAAUCACUCGUUCUAUUAGUAAUGAAGGACUUACUCUGAACAACAGUCGUGUAUCCAAGAACAUUAGGAAAAAUCUGUCCUUCAAGCCAGUAAAUGGGGAGGAGGGAGCAGGAAGCAUUGAAGAAGAACUUCACGUGGGCUCUCACGGCCACCUGGCGGCCUACGUGCCCCUAAACACAAACGAAGUAGGUCCUAAGCAGAACAUGGCUCACAGGCUUCCGAAUGGAGCUCUGCAGGGCAGAGUGCUCCUCGAUGAGUUCGGCAGUCAGGUCGGGACCCCCAGCAUCGAAGAAGCGUUACAGAUAAUCCACGACACCGAGAAGCCUGCCCACACCCCUCGGCCGGAGCAGCUUGCGAACGGCUUCUUCCUCCACAGCCAGGAGAUGGGCGUCCUGAACUGCAGCGUCCCGCGCAGCCAGUCCAGUCCCGAGAGCAUGGCGGACACGAAAGGCGCCUCGAGCCCCGCCACUGACAACACGGAGGUGGACACGGGGAUCCACGUCCCUUCGGAGGACAUUCCGGAAACUAUGGAUGAAGACUCUUCCCUGAGAGACUACACCGUGAGUCUGGACUCUGACGUGGACGACACAUCCAAAUUCCUCCAGGACUACAACCCCAGAGAGGCCUUGAGUCCCUGUCCCAGCACCGUCAGCACCAAGUCCCAGCCCGGUAGCAGCGCCUCCUCCAGUUCCGGCGUGAAGAUGACCAGCUUUGCCGAACAGAAAUUCAGGAAGCUGAAUCACACCGACGGAAAAAGCAGCGGCAGCAGUUCUCAGAAGACCACGCCGGAGGGCUCGGAGCUCAACAUCCCUCACGUGGUGGCCUGGGCACAGACCCCAGAGGACACGGGCCUUCCGCACGGCCGGGACACCACGCAGCUGCUGGCCUCCGAGGUGGUGCAUCUCAGGAUGAAGCUGGAGGAGAAACGGCGGGCCAUCGAGGCCCAGAAGAAGAAGAUGGAGGCCGCGUUCACCAAGCAGAGGCAGAAGAUGGGGCGGACGGCCUUUCUCACCGUGGUGAAAAGGAAAGGGGACGGCCCCUCCCCGCCCCGGGAGGAGGCGGCUGGCGCGGAAGACGGGAAAGUGUACGCGGAGCGGCCGCCGGAGAAGGAGCCACAGAAGGCGAACGGGCCGAGGAGCGGGUCCCCGGCGGACCCCAAGGAGGGCACGGAGAGCCCCGUGGGCAGGUGGCCGCCGUCCCCGAGCGCGCCCGGCGACCCCGAGGGGCCGUGGAGCCCGGCCGGCCCCGCGGAGGAGCCGCCGCAGGACGGCGAGCUGCUGGAGCACACGCGCUCCAUCGAGAGGCUCAACGCCUCCCUGCUCGUCCUGCAGCGGGAGAUGCAGCGCCUGGCGCUGCAGCAGGAGCUGCUGAUGCACAUGCGCGAGCAGCAGGCCUGGGUCAUCUCCCCGCCCCCGCCCUCUCCGCACCGGCCGGCCCGCGCAGGGAAGCCCCACCGGCCGCCGGCCGAAGCCCCCCGCCCUGCCCACCCGUCUCCGCAGCCCGCUGCCAGGAAGAGCGCCUCCUUCUCCGUCAAAACUCAGAGAACUCCCAGGCCAAAUGAAUUGAAACUCACGCCCUUGCACCGAACGCUGACGCCCCCUCGCUCUGUGGACAGCCUCCCUCGGCUCAGGAGGUUCUCCCCGAGUCAGGUCCCCAUUCAGACCAGGUCCUUCGUGUGCUUGGGGGGCGGCGGAGAGCCGGAAGCGAAGGAGUCCGGACGCAAGGAGGACGAGGAGGGGGAGGAGGAGGGGGAGGGGUCCACGGGCCCUCGGGAGCAGCACGGGCACAUCCCGGAGGACGAGGAGGCGCGGGCUCCGCCCCCUGCGGCUCCCGAGGGCCUGGCGCGGCCCGCCACGGAGACCGCGUGGCCCACCCGGAGCGAGGACUGCGUGAGUCAGCCUGCAGAGCCUCCUUGCAGACCUGCCUUCCCACCUGCUGCUCCUAAAAGUGCUAAUCUGAUUGAAGUCUCCCUCUCAGAUUUGAAAGCCCCUGAAAAGGCUGAUGUAUCUGUUGAAAAAUAUGACGGAGAAAGUGAUAAAGAACAAGUUGACGACGACCAGAAAGUAUGCUGUGGAUUCUUCUUUAAGGAUGAUCAAAAAGCAGAAAAUGAUAUGGCAAUGAAACGGGCAGCUUUGUUGGAGAAACGACUAAGAAGGGAGAAAGAGACCCAGCUGCGGAAGCAACAGCUGGAAGCUGAGAUGGAGCACAAGAAAGAGGAGACCAGGCGUAAAACCGAGGAAGAACGUCAGAAGAAGGAAGAUGAGCGAGCCCGCCGGGAGUUCAUCCGGCAGGAGUACCUGAGGCGCAAGCAGCUGAAGCUCAUGGAAGACAUGGACACGGUCAUCAAACCUCGGCCUCAGGGAGCAAAGCAGAAAAAGCAGCGGCCGAAGUCUAUCCACAGAGACCACAUUGAAUCCCCCAAAACACCCGUAAAAGGUCCUCCAGUCUCUAGCCUUUCUCUGGCGUCACUGAACACAGGCGACAGCGAGAGCGUGCAUUCAGGCAGGAGGACCCCGAGAUCAGAGUCUGUAGAAGGCUUCUUAUCUCCAAGCCGUUGUGGCAGUAGAAAUGGCGAAAAGGACUGGGAGAACGCUUCGACCACUUCUUCUGUGGCUUCUGGAACAGAGUACACAGGACCAAAGCUCUUCAAAGAACCCAGUGCAAAAUCCAAUAAGCACAUAAUACAAAAUGCUUUAGCUCAUUGCUGUUUGGCUGGCAAAGUAAAUGAAGGUCAGAAGAAAAAAAUACUGGAGAAAACCUUUCUAAUUGCCAACAGACUUUUAUUAAUUGAAACUGGACAUCCAGCUCUGUUGUCAUGACAACUGGAAUGUAGACCGCAGCGUUUGGAGUGCAGGAGGACCCACACGGGUGAUAGGCCAGGCGGUGACGCGCUGUCCAGCUCACAGGUGGAGGUUCGCCUGCUCGGUAUUCGACACGUCGAAGCACUGAGUUCUCAUAUGGACCCUAGUUGAAAUACGGCUAAGAUUACGAAUUGUGUGUUUUGUUUGUUGCUUUUUUUUUCCCAAGAACUUUUUAACGUACAUGCCUGUCUCCAGAUGGUUUAUUUUGCUGUUUUUCUCUGCUGGGGGUUUGUUCCAAGAUACCUUUGUAUUUUGUUUCACGUGGAGAUCACGCGAGUGGGAAAUAGGCCUUCAGAGGUAACUUGCGUCUUUCUUAGGGUGCUGAGAGAAACACUAGCGUUUAGUUUUACAGCAACCCUCAUGUUUUAAUGGUGUUAGAGCAUUUGCAAGAAUUAUUCUGCUAAGUAUUUACAAGUCCAUAUUUAUUAUUCACUCAAGUAUUAAUGUUUCUCUAUUAAAUGAGAGGAGAAGUUGUGAAGAGCUGCUAUAGGUUCACUUAAACCACAUGAGCUUAACCAAGAGGAUGUUAUAAGAAGUUGCUAAUUAAAUCAGUGCUGGUUUUACACCACUUCUGGCCAACUCAGAAUAACUUGGAUUGUUCUUUUAACAGAAAGGCUUUCUAUCAUCUCUCUUAAAGCAUGUCACUUUAUAAGCUGGCGGAAGUGAAGGACACUUGGAGAAGAGUCUCGGAAUCUGAGGAUGUAAGACUUCCUGCCAUGAGUUCUCAAGAGGUCUUUACGUUAUAUUUAUAACUGAUAUAAAAAAUGAUAUUUAGAAUUUUUAAACGUGUACAAAGGGCUACGUUUUAAUUUUAAAAUGGCUUCACGUUCUUUUGCUUACGUUGAGUCUUUCUUCUUCUUUAUCCUUUUCAAGUGGCUCAGCUUAGGUUAAGUACUACACACUUGAACUCUUCUCUACGUGGUCUUUGUUCCUUUAACAGUGUACACCAGAGGGUUAGUUGGGGGAAAACUUCAUUCUCAGGAAAAGACUUGAAUGAUUCUGUGACCCUGUCACGUUUCAGUGUUGUGACAACCGUGUAAACUUAGAGGGAAAGACAGUAUUGUAGCGUAUGUGAGAUGUGUAGUCUGUUUUCUUUCACGGGAAGUAGAGACUAAAAUUUAUACAUUUCUCUAAUUGAGUUGUUUAGAGAAAUAACUAAUAUCUCAUAUGAUGUAUUUACUUAUUUUUUAAAAAGAGUAGGAAUGAGAUGUCCCUGAACUGUACUUUUCUAUUAUUAUAAGGCCUUUAGGCAUCAGUGCAUCUGGGUUAUCCACAUUUUCUCAAAUGCUGUCAAUAUUUUACUGUAAUUUAUGUUCUUAUAUUUAUGUAUAUUUGUUAAAACUGUAAAAAAAAAAAAUUUCACAGAUUUUUUCCAGUACCUGUGCAAGAUAUAUGUGUAGCUCAGAACUAUUUGUGAUCUACUGUUUGCAUGUAAGAGACCAGGAUAUAUGUAACUCUUAUAUUUUAAGUGUAUACAUACUGUGUAUAUAAUAUAUGGAGAUUUAAACUGGGGGACUGCACAUGUUACCUUUCAGACAACCGUUUCUAUCACAAUGAGAAGGAAAUGAUUGUCAAAUACAUGUUUAGAUUGACUAGUUUAAAAAAAAAAAAAGUAAGUGAAUCUAAUCAAAAUGUGGUAAAUAAUAGAGACAAAAGGAGAAUUAAUGAGCGUUCUACAUUACUAAAUUUGUUCUUUUCAAUCAAUUAAAUUUCCUUUAUCAAAGCAAUCUUCUUGGUGAUACUACUUGGCCAUAAAUUUUUUUUUAAUUGGCUGCCAGACAAUGGAGGGACUAACUGUGUAAAACCAGACAGGACCACCCUUUAUUCUCAAAUUUGUGUGUGUCCAACAACGUCCACAGUGUCUAAAGGUAGAAUGUGAACGUUGCCACAAAAGUUCCUUGCUCUCGGUAUGUUUUACUUUCUUCAUGCGGAAAGAAUAUGGAUAUAUUUAAGUCUGCAGAUGUUUUUUAAAUUAUGUUUUGAAAAUUAUACACAUGAAAAUUACGCUAUUUCAUAAAGUCUGGAGAUAUCCAUCAACCUUAUUGAAACACAUUGGUGCUUCUCAUCAUUGGAGGGUCACAUUAUUAGGACAAUUAUUCAGUUAAGUUUGCCAAACAAACCCGUAACGGUUACCAGUGCGGCCUGUCAAAUUCUGCCACGUGACACAGCCUUGGAAAGCUUUUCAUUCCUCUCGGCUUUUCCCGUUUGCUUUAGAACGACUGUUAACCGUUUUUAUUUGGCUGUUUUUAAAGCCGAAUUCAGCUUUUUGACUGUGGUUUCAUGGGCACUUCGGGCGGUGCGCAGUGUCUGGUGUGCUUACUGUGUACCCCGGAGCAUCGCUUACAGGAUUUUUUACGAUGCUGUGCUGUAAAAUACUGUCCUAUUUGCUACUUCCUGGUACCGUGUAGUUUUUCCCCUUUCAUUUGAAUAAAAGCAUGGCACCAAA
Molecule: messenger RNA, 7286 nt
Organism: Delphinapterus leucas (beluga whale)
Lineage: Eukaryota; Metazoa; Chordata; Mammalia; Artiodactyla; Monodontidae
Gene: CAMSAP2
Product: calmodulin regulated spectrin associated protein family member 2
Biological process (GO): neuron projection development; negative regulation of microtubule depolymerization; cytoplasmic microtubule organization
Cellular component (GO): microtubule minus-end
Molecular function (GO): microtubule minus-end binding; spectrin binding; calmodulin binding
Source: RefSeq, a predicted model, not a curated record